UUGGUGGUUACAGGCAUCAUGCCGGAGCUGACUUCGCAGCCAAUGAUGAGCUCAAGAUUUAUGACGAUGUUGGAACUGGUGAUCAAGGACGUGGUCGAUUACGGCGUCGUUUGCUUGCUGAAACAUCGAGUCCUGGCAUGGACUAUUUCACCGAUAUUACCAGCGGCGUCCACGAAGUGGAGAUGAACUGUACGCCUUCAACUAUCGAGGAAUUCCCUGGGGAUCUUUUCACAGAAGAACAACGAGAAAAAGGAGCUUUUAUUUUACAUGCAUUAUGUGCCGUAUACAUGUUUAUUGCACUGGCCAUUGUCUGUGAUGACUUUUUUGUGUCUUCGCUGGAAAAAAUAUGUGAGAGACUCAACUUAACGGAGGACGUUGCCGGGGCAACCUUCAUGGCUGCCGGAAGUUCUGCACCAGAACUCUUCACUUCAGUAAUAGGUGUCUUUAUUGCCAAAGGAGACGUAGGCGUUGGAACUAUCGUAGGAUCGGCUGUUUUCAACAUUCUUAUUAUCAUUGGUAUCUGUGGGCUGUUUGCUGGUCAGGUUAUCCAUUUGUCAUGGUGGCCUCUCUUCAGAGACACAUUGGUGUACUCAUUGUCUGUAGUCACUCUUGUCUUGGUCAUUAGGGAUGGCUGGAUCAGUUGGUAUGAAUCAUUAAUCAUGCUUAUUAUGUAUCUUUGCUACGUAAUCAUUAUGUGGUGCAAUCCUCGCCUGUUUAAACAUGCUCAGAGGUUAAGCGAAAGGAGAAGAAAGAAGAGAGAAACGUGCAAUAAUGGCAAAUCUGCAAUUCAACUCGAGCAAGUUACGCCGCUCAAUGCCACAGAAGAUAUCACGACGAAUGGAGAAAAGAAAGACGUCGAAGAUGUUGAUGAAGAAUACAGUAAUUCACCCAAAAGGUUAACAUUUUCUGAUGCUGGUUUGAGGUUGAUGUUGACCAAACAAUUUCCUGCUCGCACGCGAUUGAGGACGGCGUGUUGGCUCAUCAUCACUGAGCAAAAACAAAUGGAGGCUGAAAGUGGCGGGAAGUUUCCAACAACGUACACCCACCGUCCAAGUCUACCAGAGACAGAGAAGAAUGGAAAUGUACCUCGGAGUGACUCUAUCUGCAAAGAUGAGAGUGUUGAUUUGUCAAUCGAUAAAGAUGGAACAGAAGAUGUAAUCAGUGAAAGAAGCUUUCCAGAAAUAGAUUCUCCUUUCAGUGUACCAGAUGGUAUAAUGAACAUAAUCAAAUGGAUCGUCACACUGCCUAUCUGUAUUCUACUAUUCUUCACCAUACCGGAUUGUAGGAGAAAACGUUUUGAUCGUUGGUAUAUGGCUACAUUCUUCGCCUCUGUCGGUUGGAUCGCAGUCUUUUCCUAUGUGAUGGUUUGGAUGGUGGCUUAUAUUGGACACACACUUCACAUUCCUGACACUAUAAUGGGUAUUACCUUCUUAGCGGCUGGCACUAGCGUUCCCGAUGCCAUCGCCAGCUUACUGGUCGCCAGAGAAGGUUUGGGUGAUAUGGCAGUAUCUAACAGCAUCGGUAGUAAUGUCUUUGAUAUUCUUAUUGGUCUUGCCCUUCCCUGGUUUAUUAAGACAACUUUCGUCAGCUAUGGCAGCAGAAUCAAGAUUAACAGCAAGGGUCUUCUAUAUUCGGUUCUUCUCUUAUUUGCAUCUGUGACUGCAACGAUACUGGCGAUUCAUUUCAACAAAUGGAGGUUAGAUCGACGACUCGGUGUUCUACUGACUUUGUUUUAUGUGGUCUUCCUCUCAUUCUCAAUCAUGGUAGAAAUGAAUGUAUUCGGUUAUGUGAACCCACCGAUAUGCAAAAAUUAGCAGCAUCUUAAACCAUCUUAUAUCUCAUUCAUCGAUGCCGAGAAACUUUGGUUGGCAACCAGUUGCAAUAUAUUAGAAGUUUGUUUCAAAGAUUUCAUUGUGAAGGAAAUCUCAGUGAAAAAAAGAGGACAUGCCAAAAAGGUACUUCAUCAACUCAUCAUAAUGAAAGGAAGUACACUUUAAUCUGAUAAUGAUGACUUAUGGAUAGUUCAUUUCGGAAUGCUGAGGAUGUUUUUUCGCUACUUGUUGAAUGGAGUCAAGCAGGGUAGUCCGGACAAAACCCCAAAACGGUGGAAUAAUCCAAGAUUUAUGAACAUCACAACCAGCAUUAUUCGCCAACGAUGCUACAAGUGUGCUCACCUAUAUGUGACGUCAAUGCUUAAACUCAAAAGAAUAAUUAAAUUUAUGUGUACUGGUGCAUAGAAAAAUAUAUGACUUAGUACCGUAAUAAUAUUCGUUUGCUAAAGGGAUGCAAUUUUUAUAAGUCUUCAUAUUCGGUUAUACAGCGUUAAAUUCUUUAUAAACUCCAAGGUACAAUGAGCAACAUUUUUUUUUCAAUU
Messenger RNA from Lytechinus variegatus (green sea urchin), 2374 nucleotides. RefSeq names its product sodium/potassium/calcium exchanger 3-like. The coding region runs from base 138 to 1814 and encodes 558 amino acids. Gene Ontology annotation, biological process: calcium ion transmembrane transport; intracellular calcium ion homeostasis. Gene Ontology annotation, molecular function: calcium, potassium:sodium antiporter activity; calcium channel activity. Gene Ontology annotation, cellular component: membrane. The transcript has 16 exons. The record is from RefSeq and is a predicted model, not a curated record. Lineage: Eukaryota; Metazoa; Echinodermata; Echinoidea; Temnopleuroida; Toxopneustidae.